AUGUACAAGAUAAGAGAUGCUUCAGUUCCCACAGACCUGCAGCUCUAUUCCUGGUUUGGUGGUGAGCUGGAUACGAUUAACCAGCAAAGAAGAAUGAAGACUUUCUACAGACUUGCUUUGGAUAUCGUGAUCAUGAACAGGGUGUGCAAGAUAUUCCGGAAGGGACUGAUGGGAUUCAGGGGAUUUCAGUUCAUUGAUAUGACUGCCCAGGAAUCCCUGACCUUUGGUAUGGAAGAAGACAAGAAAUAUACCAAACUGUCCUUCGACCACAAUGAGUUCAAGAUCAGAAAGGAUCACUUUCCUCUCAGGGCAAUCCAGAUAACCAAGAAGAAACCAGAAUGGAGAACUGAGAAGGAAAUAAAGCUGUUACGAAGCUGUUUGCAGUUUGUGGAAAGCUACCAAAAAUAUAGCCUAAAUCUGCAGCUGCUUCUGGCUAAAGUGAUUCGCUUUGAACGGUUUGGACGCAGGAGAGUCAUCAUAAAGAAGGGGCACUGUGGCAACAGUUUCUACUUCAUCUACUUUGGUACUGUUGCCAUUACUGAAGAUGAGGAUGGGAGCAGUGCCUUUACGGACCCAGAUCCAACUUUGCUUCGGAAAGGUGCUGGAUUUGGAGAAGUUGCUCUUUUAAAGGACAGGCGGAGAAUUGCUACAGUUGUCUGUAUGGAGGAAACAGAACUAUUAGUAGUGGAUAAAGAGGACUUUUUUUCUAAUAAAUUAGAUGAGGAGCUUCAGAAAGAAUUUCAGUAUCGUUUCAGCUUCUUCAAAGGUCUAGAUCUCUUUGCAACAUGGCCUGAUUACUCAGUAGAGAAAAUAGCUAAUUACUGCAAAGCAGAGAAAUUUCACUAUGGACAAGUGGUAGUCCGGGACAUCAUGGAGUCAGCCAGCAUAAUAUUCAUUACUCAGGGGAAAUGUGAAGUUUUACGUCUGGUUGAUCUCAUCACUUGCCCAUCCUAUCACAAGUGGAUCAGUCAGCAAAUGGAUUUUCCCAAACCCAGUCCUUAUUACUCUAUGGAGACUGGCAUCACAGGCAGAAAAAGAUUCAAUAAUUUUAUGUGGAAGUCCUUUCCUGUGCAGGAUCUGAGUAAUCUGAAAUCGAUGUAUGUCCCACCUGUUAAUCAUCAGAAGGAUGAAAUUUUUGAAAGGCAAUACCUGGCUUUAAAUAGGAAAUAUAAAAAUGCACACACACAGCUGGAGAAACAGGACAGAGGUGACAGUAGAAGAUAUGAUGACUUCAGUGAUGAUGAGAAAGAAGUCGUUCAGAAAGAAAUAUCAGGGUUGUUCCGGAAGAAGCUAACUGUUCUCACACCACAUGGAGAAAUACCCACUGCUGUUGCCACAGCAAUUUACACUAGGGUCAAUGAAGUGCAUAAAGGGGAACUCCUGGGGAUAAGCCAGCAUCUUCUACCUGAAGAUAAGCAAGAUAAUCGGAGCAUGGUUUUGGUCAGUCAGGGAGCUGAGGUCAUUCGGUUGAAAAAGGAGAAGUUUGAGGAAUUAGCAGAUCAUACAACAAUAAUGAAUUUACACAAAUUACAGCCGAAGUAUCCCAGUGACGAUGAGCUGUGUCAAAGCUUUCUGGAACAGAACGACUGGAAAAUAUUCAAGAAAGAUCUGAUGAAUCUUUUCCUGGAGCGAAAACUCACAAUGAUGGCAAGUUCUCAGCAUGUGAAGCCCAAGAAAGAUAUUUAUAGUUCCUGGAGUGUGAAUCAAGCAGGUAUUCUAGACCUGACCACUACCCACCAUCAUCUUCCAACAGGCACUCAAGGACUACAGCACAGAUACGUCCCUGUCCACAUAGGACAGAGAGAGGAUUCUGAGGGCCUGCCAAAUAUUGAGCUAAGGUUGAUUCAUGGCAUAGCUGUACCACGGCCUAGUUUGAAAGGAUUGUUCUAG
Molecule: messenger RNA, 1890 nt
Organism: Malaclemys terrapin pileata
Lineage: Eukaryota; Metazoa; Chordata; Testudines; Emydidae
Gene: CNBD2
Product: cyclic nucleotide binding domain containing 2
Exons: 13
Coding region: 1-1890 (629 amino acids)
Biological process (GO): spermatogenesis
Molecular function (GO): cAMP binding
Source: RefSeq, a predicted model, not a curated record